AUGCCUCCUGCUGAAUGGAGUCCCGAGCAACAGAGUUUUGCCGAUCCCUCCCAACAAUAUCCCGGUCAAGCACCGAACAACUGCAUGGGUUACAACCCCUAUGAGGCGCCCCAGGGAGGGUUCCAAGGACAAGACCCCGGCUAUGCCAAUCCUUACGGAGCGCCUCCGUACGAUCCGAAUGCUUUCGACCCGAACGUCCCGAGUGCCUCCACAGCUCUGGCGUUGACUCCAGUUAAUUCCGGAGGCGUCUCCCGCCGACGUCCUAAAGAAGUUCUCAUGUCCCUCGCAUACAGAGCGAGGAGUUUCCCCACCGGAGUCUGA
Galendromus occidentalis (western predatory mite) is the source of this 321-nucleotide messenger RNA. RefSeq lists its product as uncharacterized. The transcript has 2 exons. Lineage: Eukaryota; Metazoa; Arthropoda; Arachnida; Mesostigmata; Phytoseiidae. The coding region runs from base 1 to 321 and encodes 106 amino acids. The record is from RefSeq and is a predicted model, not a curated record.